ACAUGGGGUCCGCCGUUCCUGGCUUCCGGGCGUUCUGCGAACGCGAGGGGGCGCAAAGAGAGAGGGGCUCUUGUGCAAAAGCUCCCUUCGCGCUAGGGUUUAAGGUUUGAGUUGGGAGGAGGAGCGCGCGACCGCUGGCCGGCGGCGGCGACGGCGACGAGGCGCUGGGAUGGCGGAUGCGGCCGUGAGAUGCCUCCGGGACGGCCGCCUGGACGGCGAGCACGCGCCAGCGCUGGCCGUGGAGGGCUCCCUCCAGUGCUGUCCUCUCGCCGCGCGUGCCAUGCUCCACGUCGUGGCCACCGUCGCCACCCACGUGGCUGCGGGGAAGGCGCAGGCCAGGGGACUUGUGGUUGUGGCCUUUGAUCGGAGCCCGGAAGUUUACUUGGAUUUCAUGCGGCGGCGUGGACUCGAUUCAAAUUCUUUGGGUCGAUGUGUUCGGAUAUUGGAUUGCUAUUCAGACCCACUUGGGUGGAAGCAGAAUAUUCAAAGUCAGCAGCACCAAGAGGAUAAUGGAACACCAUACUCAGCAAAGAAAGACAACAUCACAAUUUUCAGAAGCGUGAAGGCUGUUGAUAAGUUGUUGUGCUCCAUAAUUGAUCUUGGAACAGGGUUUGAAGGAGAAGGCAAGACCUAUUUUUCCGUUGCUGUCGAUUCAAUUAGCUCUAUGCUAAGGCAUGCUUCAGUACAAUCAAUCUCUGGCCUUCUUAGUAAUCUUCGAAGCCAUGAUCAGAUAUCAUCAAUACUCUGGCUAAUGCAUUCAGAUCUCCAUGAACCCAAGUUUUCCCGAGCUUUCGAAUGUCUUUCUACCAUGGUUGCUUCUGUAAAACCAGAAGUUGUAGAUUCUGUAUAUGGAGAAGAACGUAUCGGGAACAUAUCUUUCCUUGAGCAUAACUAUUCUAAAGCAAAGUUCCAUGUUCGCCUGAAACGAAGGAAUGGACGGGUGAAGCAUCUUUAUGAGGAGUUACAUGUUGAGGGAUAUGAUGUAAAAAUUAUUUCUAUUUCUUCUGUAAGUACAGAAGUGAACCAAAGUCUACUGCCUAAGGUUCAGUUCAAUCUUGAGCUGUCAGAAAAGGAACGAAGUGACAGGGCAAAGGUUGUUCUUCCUUUCGAGCAUCAAGGAAAGGAUGAGCCAAUUCGUAUAUAUGAUGGACGGCGAUCUCUCCCUGAGGCCCCGCUAGAUCCCAACUUAACUACAAAACCUCCCCUUGAUGAAAUAAAAGCUCCUAAACCUGCAACUGCGAAGGGUGAAAUUCAUUACAUCCGUGACUCUGAUGAUGAGCGACCUGACUCAGAUGAAGACCCGGAUGACGAUCUGGAUAUCUAGCUACAGAGUUUAGUUUAGUGGGCAGCUACAUCUACCAAAUCCAAGGUACAUCAGGUGCUUACAGAAGUCUAGGAGGUGCUUCACUUUGCUUGGCGCCUGAUUGAGUGUUACGUAGAUAGUCGAACGAUUUAAGCAUUGAUCUGUACGAUGGUUUCCCUAGCAAAUAUAAAGGAGUACAGAUGCUGGUGCACUCAUUAGUAACUAUAAAUAUAGAGAUUCCUUGCCGUUUUCUUAAACCUCCUGAAACCGUCAUGAACACCCCUACAUGGGUUUUAAUGCUUGGUUUUUUUUUUCUUUAAGCAUUUCUGUGGUAGUAAAUCAUUGUAAUUGUAAUUUCUACAUGCCCUAACAUAGAAAGCGAGAUUUUGGCAGACCAGAACAUGCAAGUUUUACUGGUAUGGAUAAAAUUUGUAGUUGA
This is a messenger RNA of Brachypodium distachyon (stiff brome), 1742 nucleotides long. Its product is annotated as elongator complex protein 5. The transcript has 10 exons. Bases 170 to 1324 code for a protein of 384 amino acids. NCBI's taxonomy places the organism in Eukaryota, Viridiplantae, Streptophyta, Magnoliopsida, Poales, Poaceae. Gene Ontology annotation, biological process: tRNA wobble uridine modification. Gene Ontology annotation, molecular function: tRNA binding. Gene Ontology annotation, cellular component: cytosol; nucleus; elongator holoenzyme complex. The record is from RefSeq and is a predicted model, not a curated record.